CCACUGCCGUCCCAGAAGUCUCCGGAAAGCAGCCGGGCUGCGCGGGAGACUAGUUGGUUCUGGGAAGAUGGCGGCGCUGGAGCCGGGGUGUUAGAGCGAAUGCAGACGGUAGCCUCCUUCCCGGUGGGCGUCCAGGCUGGUCCACUUACACUGUCCCCGUCACUGUGCACCUGGACCAGUGCCGUCACCUCUACCCCAUCCCUCAGCCGUGCCUUCCAGACAGCCAGAGGGACCUGUGAAACAGAAACAGACUUCUUGGGGCUCCCGUCUCCCUCCAGGAGCUGGUGAUUGUCCUCCCUGUAUGACCUUGGCAGCUGGGCGCCAUGGACCUGGCUUACAUCUGUGAGUGGGAGAAAUGGCCCAAGAGCACCCACUGCCCUUCGGGUCCCCUGGCCUGCACCUGGUCCUGCCGCAACCUCAUCGCCUUCACCACGGACCUGCGCAGCGAUGACCAGGACCUGACCCGCAUGAUCCACAUCCUGGACACUGAGCAUCCCUGGGACGUGCACUCCAUCCGCUCAGAGCACAGCGAGGCCAUCACCUGCCUGGAGUGGGACCAGUCCGGCUCGCGUCUGCUGUCAGCUGAUGCCGAUGGGCAGAUCAAGUGCUGGAGCAUGGCUGACCACCUGGCCAACAGCUGGGAGAGCCCCGUGGGCAGCGUGGUGGAAGGGGACCCCAUCGUGGCCUUGUCCUGGCUGCACAACGGCGUGAAACUGGCCCUGCAUGUGGAAAAGUCUGGUGCCUCCAGCUUCGGGGAAAAGUUCUCCCGCGUCAAGUUCUCACCAUCGCUCACACUGUUCGGGGGCAAGCCCAUGGAGGGCUGGAUUGCUGUCACGGUCAGCGGCCUGGUCACUGUGUCCCUGCUCAAGCCCAGCGGGCAGGUGCUCACCUCGACUGAGAGCCUGUGCCGGCUGCGCGGCCGCGUGGCUCUGGCCGACAUCGCCUUCACAGGUGGUGGCAACAUCGUGGUGGCUACAGCGGAUGGCAGCAGCGCAUCACCGGUGCAGCUGUACAAGGUGUGUGUGAGCGUGGUCAACGAGAAGUGCCGCAUCGACACCGAGCUCCUGCCCUCGCUCUUCAUGCGCUGCACCACUGAUCUCAGCCGCCGCGACCGGCUGCCCGCCAUCACCCACCUCAAGUUCCUGGCCCGCGACAUGUCAGAGCAGGUGCUGCUGUGUGCAUCCAGCCAGACGAGCAGUGUGGUGGAGUGUUGGUCGCUGCGCAAGGAGGGGCUCCCUGUGAAUAAUAUUUUCCAGCAGCUCUCGCCGGCUGUUGGCGACAAACAGCCCACAAUUCUCAAAUGGCGGAUUCUCUCGGCCACCAAUGACCUGGACCGUGUGUCUGCUGUGGCGCUGCCCAAACUGCCCAUCUCGCUCACCAACACAGACCUGAAGGUGGCCAGUGACACCCAGUUCUACCCUGGCCUCGGGAGCUUGAAAGGCUAUGAGGUCGCUAACAAGCUGGGCACGGUGCAGCCACUUCCCAUUGUCCAAGGCUGGGCUCGGCCACUUGACCUGCAUGUGCCCCCAGGGCUGGCCCUGGCCUUCCACGACGGCAGUGUCCACAUCGUGCACCGGCUCUCGCUGCAGACCAUGGCCAUCUUCUACAGCUCCGCCGCCCCACGCCCCGUGGAUGAGCCGGCUCUCAAGCGUCCCCGGACCACAGGCCCCGCCGUCCACUUCAAGGCCAUGCAACUCUCCUGGACCUCCCUGGCCCUCGUGGGCAUUGACAACCACGGCAGGCUGAGCAUGUUGCGUAUCUCGCCGUCCAUGGGCCACUCACUGGACGUGGGGCUGGCCCUGCGGCACCUGCUCUUCCUGCUGGAGUACUGCAUGGUGACCGGCUAUGACUGGUGGGACAUCCUGCUGCACGUGCAGCCCGGCAUGGUGCAGAGCCUGGUGGAGAAGCUGCACGAGGAGUACACGCGCCAGAAGGCCGAGCUGCAGCAGGUCCUGUCCACCCGGAUCCUGGCCAUGAAGGCCUCACUGUGCAAGCUGUCGCCCUGCACGGUGACUCGUGUGUGCGACUACCACGCAAAGCUUUUCCUCAUCGCCAUCAGCUCCACGCUCAAGUCACUGCUGCGCCCGCACGUGCUCAAUACACCCGACAAAAGUCCUGGCGACCGGCUGACCGAAAUCUGUGCCAAGAUCACAGAUGUUGACAUUGACAAGGUCAUGAUCAACCUCAAGACGGAGGAGUUCGUUCUGGACAUGAACACGCUCCAGGCGCUGCAGCAGCUCCUGCAGUGGGUGGGCGACUUUGUGCUCUACCUGCUGGCCAGUUUGCCCAACCAGGGCUCCCCGCUGCGACCAGGCCACAGCUUCCUGCGGGAUGGCACGUCACUGGGCAUGCUGCGAGAGCUGAUGGUUGUCAUCCGCAUCUGGGGCUUGCUGAAGCCCAGCUGCCUGCCUGUGUACACGGCUACCUCAGACACUCAGGACAGCAUGUCCCUGCUCUUUCGCCUGCUCACCAAGCUCUGGAUCUGCUGCCGUGACGAGGGUCCCACAAGUGAGCCAGACGAGGCGCUGGUGGAUGAGUGCUGCCUGCUGCCCAGCCAGCUGCUCAUCCCCAGCCUAGACUGGCUGCCUGUGAGUGACGGAUUGGUCAGCCGCCUGCAGCCCAAGCAGCCCCUGCGCCUGCACUUUGGCAAGGCCCCUGCUCUGCCUGGUGGCUCCACCGGCCUGCAGCUGGACGGCCUCAUCAGGGCACCGGGCCAGCCCAAGAUGGACCACCUGCGGAGACUGCACCUGGGCGCCUACCCCACGGAGGCCUGCAAGGCCUGUACCAGGUGCGGUUGCGUCACCAUGCUCAAGUCACCCAACAAGACCACCGCAGUCAAGCAGUGGGAACAGCGCUGGAUCAAGAACUGCCUGUGUGGGGGGCUCUGGUGGCGCAUGCCCCACAGCUACCCCUGACUGCAUUCUCGCCUGAAAGCCAUGCUGUCCCCUUGCCGAUGACAGAGCAGCCACGUGCUCCAGACCUUCGUUGGGUGUUCUUAGACACCACCACCCUGGAACUAUGCUUUGGGGGCCUUGUCUGCUGCGCCAGCACCCCUGUAACUGACAGGGCCAGUGAGGACAGAGCCUGAAGCCUCAAGUUGGCACCUCAGCCCAGCCGCCGAGGCUUUCUCCCUCGGAGCCCGUUGAUUUACCUGCGAGGAGGACCUGGCCACGUGAUCACCCUGCAAGGUGGUGACUGAGAUAGGCUGGGGCCUGCCCCAGGCAGAACCACGGCAAUUGCUGCCCCAAGGACCCCUAGGUCCCAGUUCAGAGGGUCCAGGAUCUGAGGGCUCUGUGCUUUAGAACGUGACACACGAACCUGCCAGGCAUCCAGUGGCCACUGUCAAGGACACCAGCUGGGCGUCAGCCUUGGGUCCCCCACCUGUACCUGUCACUGCUGUCUCUGACAUGGGCAGGCCCCAGAAACAUCCCCCUGGGCAGCAGGUGUCUUGUCGGUGUCCUGGGCGCCACCCCCCCACAGCCCCUCCCCCUCCACACGCAUGGGGUUCUGUGCCUGUGUGUGUUGCUCUCCUGCUUGGCCAGCAUUUAUUGAGCACCUCCUGUCUACCAGAUGCAGGUGUCCCAGUGGGGAGCAGUGGACUGGACGUGAGCGGGGGCUGCUUCCUACUGCCUGGGUUCCUGUACACAGGAGGAGUAUCUCUGUCUCUUCUUUCUCUCUGCCUCCCUGCCUUACUUCCCUCCCCCACCAGGUUUUUGGGAGCUCAGGCUGUGGCCCCCAGGGGUCCUGCCUCGCCAGCAACCAUUCUCACCAAUUAUGUGGCUCCCCAGGGCCCGGGCACAGUGCCUGCCUGUUAAGCGGUAAUUGCUUCUCUUAUUUUCCUUCUGGAGGCUUGAGGGAGGGCAGGCCGGGUAGGCGCCCUGUGGAGGUCAGUAUGCUGCCUGCUGUGUCGGGCUUUCAGGGACUGGCAGCGCUCCAGGGGCCCCAUUACCUGGGCCAGUUGCCCACCUGCCUGUGGCCCCAGCACUCAGGGGUGUCCAUGUCUUGCCAUCUGAGUAGUGCUUUCUGCAGGGACCUUUGGGGUACCCCCCACCCGUGCUGCUGCUGGUGCCCCAGCCCCUUGGAGAAACGGGCCUGAAAUGGGCAGCCUCUCUGGUGGAGCGGCACAUGGCCCAGGUUCUUACAUAUAUUUUCUCAGCCUUUUACCUCAUCUGACCGUAUAUUUUUUAAGCCACUUGCCUUUCUCAAGUCAUUCUAAAGUCUUUAAAGCAGCUACUUGUUUUUAGAAAA
Messenger RNA from Cervus elaphus (red deer), 4248 nucleotides. It is a transcript of the gene MED16, whose product is annotated as mediator complex subunit 16. Lineage: Eukaryota; Metazoa; Chordata; Mammalia; Artiodactyla; Cervidae. The record is from RefSeq and is a predicted model, not a curated record. Gene Ontology annotation, cellular component: mediator complex. Gene Ontology annotation, molecular function: protein binding. The transcript is spliced from 17 exons. The coding region runs from base 324 to 2915 and encodes 863 amino acids. Gene Ontology annotation, biological process: positive regulation of DNA-templated transcription.